AUGAUUGUGCUGAACAGCAAUAGAAUUAGAAAAGUCAAAUGCGACGAGAAUAAGCCGUUUUGCCAAAAAUGUGUCAACACUGGUCGUACUUGCGACGGCUACGAAUCCCCUUUUAGGGUUUUUACCAGUCAACCCAGCAACAACGGUCAUGCUGGUGGCAUCACGUCAGACGUUGCUUUACAACCCAUCAGGCCCAUCUUGACUGAGAUCACCCCUCAGGACAUCGCCCUUCUCAGCCGUUACUUCUCAACCAAAACCAUCUUUGACGUGAGGCUGGGCUGUGACGAAGAAGCCAGGCAAGUCCUGCAAGCCAGCCUGACUGAUCCGCCUAUACGACACGCAGUUUCGUCUCUCAGAGCUCUCCGGGAAGAUUUCGAGACGUCCGGAGACGGUCGAGCGUCUGUCGCACAGCAGACCCCGAGCUAUAGCUAUGGCCUCCAGCAAUACUGUAUGGCUUUGGGCGGUCUCGCGUCUAACUUGUCAUCUCUGGGCUCUAAUGGGUUGAAGUCGGCAUUACUUUGCUGUCAGAUCUUCAUCAGUAUUGAGCAAGUGCGGGAAAAUUACGCUGCUAUGGCCCAGCAUAUCGUUCGAGGACUCAGCAUCAUGUACGAGUACCGGGCGAGGCCACAUGUUGUUGCGGCGAGUAGGUUGGUGCCAGCACACCACGGCCAGCUACCCUUACUAGAUGUUUUCAUCAUCAAGCUGUUCGCUGCACCAUCUUACAAGGAUCGCCGCAUCGACGCUCGAAUUCCUCGGCAAAGUGUCGCGAGUCAAAUCGAUAGGAAACGCUCUUCGACUACUAUCCGAGAAAACGGCUCUGCUGGACUCCUUAGAAUCGUGGCUCAUUGA
This is a messenger RNA of Penicillium atrosanguineum, 849 nucleotides long. RefSeq names its product Zn(II)2Cys6 transcription factor domain-containing protein. Lineage: Eukaryota; Fungi; Ascomycota; Eurotiomycetes; Eurotiales; Aspergillaceae. The coding region runs from base 1 to 849 and encodes 282 amino acids. Gene Ontology annotation, biological process: regulation of DNA-templated transcription. The record is from RefSeq and is a predicted model, not a curated record. The transcript is spliced from 2 exons. Gene Ontology annotation, molecular function: DNA-binding transcription factor activity, RNA polymerase II-specific; zinc ion binding.